Molecule: messenger RNA, 540 nt
Organism: Scedosporium apiospermum
Lineage: Eukaryota; Fungi; Ascomycota; Sordariomycetes; Microascales; Microascaceae
Exons: 4
Coding region: 1-540 (179 amino acids)
Source: RefSeq, a predicted model, not a curated record
AUGUCUGGACUUGGAAUCUUUUCGACGGGACCGUACCAUAUCAUCACAUAUGGGACGCUCUUCGGAACUACCUUCUGGCAUUCCUUCGUUGGGGGAAUCGUCAUGUUCAGGACGCUGGCACGACCUCAGUUCGCCGCCGUCCAAUCCCACCUCUUCCCUAUCUACUUCUCGCUCCAGACCGCGGCUCCCGCCAUCCUUGCCCUGACGUACCCGGGGAACAAGAACUCGGGGCUGGGGCUGAGCGGAAUCUUGGACGCGGCAAAUAGGUGGACUGUUUUGGCGCCGCUUGCGACGAUCUUUGCUACUUCGCUACUUAACCUCUUGGUCCUGCUACCUGCUACCGGGAAGGUCAUGGAGAAGAGGAGACUUCAAGAGAAGAAGGAUGGCAAAAAGUCGUGGGAGCCAGCUCCUCACUCGCAAGAGAUGGUUGCGCUUAACAAGGAGUUUGGCAAGCUUCAUGGCAUCUCGUCACUUCUUAACUUGACGACUUUUAUUGCGUCCGUCGUGUAUGGGUUCCAUCUUGGCAACCUGCUCCAGUAG